UAAUGCCCUGGAAACUGGCAUAGUUGACGUGUGCACCUCCGGCAGUAGCUUGCGAAGCUGGUACCACUGCGGAUGGACAAAGGUCGUGGAAACAAGAACAGGCAAGGUGAACGCGAGGUGUACAGUACUUAUAACCUGUGGUUAAACUUGCUGUAUUUGUUGUUCCGAUCUAUUUAAAUGUUUAUUCUCAGAUUAAAAAAAUAAAGUCUCUGUCUGACUGCCGAAGCCCCGUCAUUAUUCGGUAAACAACAAAGCCUCAGGAAGAUGAACUUCAUAAUAGAGACUUUGGCAGUGAUAGGUUUAAGCCUUUAUUACUUUAUGGAGGCCUUUGUCCUGCUGUUUAUUCCUGUCCGUAGGAAGAGUGUGGCUGGUGAGAUUGUUCUCAUUACAGGAGCAGGAAGUGGCAUUGGGAGACUAGUGGCUAUACGGUUUGCUCGACUUGGUGCUACCCUAGUGCUUUGGGAUGUCAACCAAGAUGGAAACAGGGAGACUGCUCGGCUGGUCAAAGAGAAUGGAGCUGAAAGGGUAUAUGCUUAUGUAUGUGACUGUAGCAAAAAGACUGAAGUCUACAGAGUAGCUGAACAGGUUAAAAGAGAGGUUGGUGAUGUCAACAUUCUGAUUAAUAAUGCUGGAAUUGUCACUGGAAAGAAGUUCAUUGAUGCACCUGAUAAUUUGGUGGAAAAAACCAUUGAAGUUAACACCUUGGCACACUUUUGGACUUAUAAAGCAUUCCUUCCUGCCAUGAUUGCAUCUAACCAUGGACAUUUGGUGAGCAUUGCAAGCUCUGCAGGUCUGAUUGGUGUUAAUGGUUUAGCAGAUUAUUGUGCAAGUAAGUUUGCAGCAGUUGGCUUUGCAGAAUCUGUAGGAUUGGAAAUGUUAGCUUUGGGAAAGAAUGGAAUAAAAACCACUAUUGUCUGCCCAUAUUUCAUAAAUACAGGAAUGUUUGAUGGCUGUACAACAAAGUGGCCAAAUUUCCUUCCUAUUUUGGAUCCAGAAUAUGCUUCUAGAAAGAUUGUAGAUGCUAUCUUGCGAGAAGAAGUGUACCUGUUAAUGCCACGCUCAUUGUACUUUCUGAUGGCUUUAAAGAAUGUGAUACCACCAAAAGUUGGAGUUGUUUUAGGGAAUUAUGUUGGAGCCUUCCAAUUUAUGGAUCAUUUUACAGGUCGUUCAAAAAAGGACUAGAAAUGCCAACAAGCCAUGUUUGAGACAAAUCCAGUAGCACAGAGACUGACUACACAUGUGUUGUAAUUGGUGCCUUCUGUUCAACAAUCAUUGUUAUAAGAUUGCCAUUCUGUGACUCUUACUGGCAAGUACAGCUAGAUUUGGGUAGAAAUAAUUCAUACUCUUCCUUUCUCCAAACAGUAAAGCUUUUUGCCACUACAUGUGCUAUCUCUAGCAUUAUCUUGCUCGACACUGUAAUGGUGCAGAGUAACUUGUUUACACUGAACAACUGGACUUUGCUUUCUCAAACAAAUGUUUUGUGUUUGAGACAUUCUUAAAUAUUUAUAUUGUUUUUGCUGUUGGUCCCGAUACAGUAUCCAUUGUUUAUCUUUUCUCAGCUGUAGCUAACUUGGUGUCCCCACUACAAAACAGUUUUCUAGUUCUUUGUUUUCCUGAACAAAUGUUUUCUAUUUGCAACAUUCUUAAAUAUUUAUAUUAUGUUAACCCUAGUCUUCAUCCAGUAUCCCUUGUUUCUCUUUUGUAAGUUUUAGCUAAGCUGAUUUUCCCAUUACACAACAAUUCUCUAGCUCUUAGUCAUACUGGUGCCUCACUCUAGAACCCUUCUGCAGCAUUCUCCUUUAACAAACAUGUUAUGCUUUUCAAACACUUUCACACGUUCAGUCUUCUGUGCACCAGUUUAUAUAUUUACUUCUAUACCUGGACUUGUCUGUUACCUGAAUUAGAAACUAGUUUAGGAUUGCUGUUGCUUUCCUAAAACAUCAUAAAGCUUCCAUGACCUGGUACAGUUUAACUUCUGUGCGAGAGGCUGUUUUUCUACCCUGAAGUAUAUUGUACCUGUGUAUCUUCAUUGUUGUAGUCAUUUUGUACUCACAAGCUAUUGAUUCCACCAUGGGUGUCAGGUUUCUUGCUGCCAAGCCUCCCUGUAUGUUACCUUAGGAAAACACCCUCAUAAACUACACUAUUUCACAUUACAUGACACUUCCUGUUGCCUCUCUACCACCCCACCAUCAAACAAUUCCAUAUACUACACAUCUCAUACCUUAUCGUUUCUGUUAUGCUAAAACAGUCUAUGAAUUCAGUAUCUCAUCUUGACUGUUUAAUCAAAUUGUCUACCUCCUGUGCCAUAGUCACCAACUCACUAUCAUACAUUCUGCUUUCAGCUGCUUAUAUUAUGGUAUCCAUAGGUGAUUAGUUAAUAUUAAAGAAAACUCUACCAACUAAAAAAGAUUCCCUUUACCACAGCAAAUACUUAGCCUUUUAUUACCCUCCCCAUUAAAUGUACUUUUUCACAACGUAUUCCCUCCUCAAAAUCUUCACAGUAUUACAUAAUAUUUUACACUGCUUUAAUACCAUCACACAAAAUUAUACUUAGUAUGGUAAUAAAGACACCUGAAAAAGUUGUUGGGUCUUUCGGCUUUUCCCGGUUAGGGGUCGCCACAGCAGAACUCCGGUCAGCUAAUGAUUGGCAGUAGAUUUUUUACAUGCCGAGUUGCCAGCCUUGACGCACAACCUUCAAUGAAGGUACGCCCAUUCACACAUCUCUCCACGUAGAAGAUGCUGUAGCUGAGAAUCGAACCGGACAGCGUCUUACUGUGAGGCGACAAUGCUACCACAGCACCACCACUGAAAAAGUAAUAUGGCUUUAUGUCACAAAGUUAAAUUUAUUAUCUCUGUCAGCUAUUAACACUGGUUGCUUAGUAAAUAUGCAUUCUUUAUUUGAAGCAGUCAGGAUUUUUUUAAUAAUUUAAAAAUUGUGGCUAUUACAGAAUCUUGACUCAAAUCAACAAUCCACCUCUCUUCCACCUUACACCAGAAUUAUUACUCUUUCAGUAGAAACAGACCUGAGAGGCAUUCUCUUACAUAUUGCUUAAAAAAGAGAGAACUAUCUGUGGUAUCUCAUAGCCACAUCCUCUAAAAAAACAGUGUGAGCUGAGCUAGGUACUAAGUGAAUGUACUGUUGGAAAUCGUAUUAACAUAGAUGUUAGCAUUUCUUAUAGGACUCCUUCAUCCGCCAUUAAAAUCAAUGAAGACCACUUUAUGGGCAUGUCUGCAGGUAUAAAAAGCAUGAUUCCAAGCUACUUGAUGACUUUAACAUUCACUAGCUUUGAAAAACACAUGCAGAAUUGAGCUCCUGUUUCUGAUAAGAUAGUUUCUCCAACUAGUCCUAGCUAAAACAAACACUUCAUCCUCAAAUGGAUCCUCAAAACAGUCUAUCCAGUCUAUACCACCUAUAAAUCAAGAGCCCUUACUUUGGGACCACUGUCCAGUUAUUACAUUUUGUUCUUCAAGAACACAAAAAGUCCCUGGAUAAGUGGGACUGCUACUAUUGACACUGUCCCACGUGGACUGGGCAAUUCUUAUCCAACAAAACUGUGACAAAGUACUUGUAGCAUUUUUAAAUAUUGUCCUCCCAUUAUAACUCCAAUAUUUCCAUUUUCAUACCACAGCAUUAAGUGCCAGCCAGGAAUCUGGCUGUACUCGUGUUUCCAUCCUCCAUGUAUAAAAACAAGGCUGUAAUACAUGGUCAGAAAUUAGACAGUUAAAUGGUACGUGUUUUCCCAGUCACACUUUUACACACUGUAUUCAAGAUAGAGAGUUGACUGGGUUAAUAUCACUAAAUGUUUGGCCUACGUCUAGGGGAGACCAUAAAUUGUAUUCUUAUGUUGGUAUUCAUGUAGAUGAGGAGAGAUAUUUAACCAAGACACCAAGGAAAUUACCCUACUUUUUAAGUAAGUGUUGUGGGUUCUUUUAUGUCCACCUACUUUACCACCAGUUCAGGCAUAUGGGACCUUCUCAUCUAAAGAAUGACAUUUCAGGAGUGCAGCAUCCACUAGUGCUGGAGUGCAUUCUCAGUAUUAGAAUGUGAAUCCACUGGUGCUGGGACAGGCCACAGUACAUUCUAAUCUUCCAAUAAUGAAUGAUGAGUGGGCUGUAUGCUGAGUCACUGACACUGCUAAAUCUGCAGACAUACCUCUAAUAGCCAAAGUCUACUCUGGCUUCAUAGUUAAUCUCUACCAGCUCAAUAUCGAUUCAAUCUGUCACACUCCUUCACAAUUAUAGACACAAUGUAUAAGUGUAUAAGUGAAAUGCAGACUUUCUCUGUUACACCUGUCAUUAUACAAGUCUCUCAUAAACUCUAGCAAAUCCCACUUUACAGCCACCCCAUGCCAGUGGUUUCUGUCCCAAGUUGCUAAAAAACCCUGAUACAAUUCUAUCUAUCCUCUUAAGUCUCUUGUUGUGUGUAUAUGUGUCUUGACACAUUUAUUUCUGUUUAGAAGUCCUGCAAAGCUGUCCCCGUCUCAAAAUCACCUUAUACAAAGGUGACCAGCCCUUGACACAUAGUUUUACUGCCUGUACUGGAAAAGGCUAUGUCUGCACAACCUAUUGACCAUCUCAACAAAAAUAGCCUGUUUUAUCAGUUGCAGCACUGCUUCAGACAAAGACAACACUCAAUGCUGCCUUACAGUGUCUACCUAAUACAACCUAUACAGAGCUAGAGGAAAGCUUUUUUCAGAUGGAUCAUAUUUUUUCAUGUCACUGACGUAUUCAUCUCUUAUUACACCCCCUUCUAAUUAAAGAACUUAUGAUACAUGGUCUUAAGUGUCCACCCCUAAACUGGUUCCACUGUACCUAAAAAAUUGCAUAGCUAUUGUUCAUGGUAAUGAGAAAUUGUCUAUCCAUUUUAACUGUCACAGUGGAUUCCUUCCUUCAGUGAAGUAUCAUCCUCCCAAAUAAAGGCCUGGUAAACAACCCGGUAGGGCAUAAACUGCUACACUGUCAAUAUGAUUGUAAACAAGUGUGGACCAUCAGCUGGUAAUGUUAUGCCCAGCUUUCAGUAGGACUGUAAUUUUUCUCCUUCUGUCUAGAGGCUGAAUAACUUACCAUGAAUGUCAGUAAAACAAAAGCCAGCCCUUUUGGCACUAUACCCCAGAAUCUGUCAAAUCAUACAAAACUGGAAUAACCUAGAAAAAGUGGACUGUCAAGUAUCAAAGAGUAAUUUUAGGUACUUCCUUUUCUUUUAGUCAACACAUUAAGCAUAUUCAAAGGAAAAUUUCCACUGGGCUGAAAACAUAUUACCAGUCAGUACUGUAACUCAAUAAAGCUUGUUACAUGUUUAAGAAAGACACAAUUUUCCUAGACCUUGAAUGUAGACGUCUUUUAUCUCAGUCUAAGUCAGAUAUAACCGAUCUCUAAAUUUCCCCAAAUAAAAUCUUGCUUUUUAUAGCCCAGACCCUUGAAAAAGUGCAUCAUUGUUAGACAUUUGAAAACGUUGACUAAUUAUUCAUCAUUUCUACUUUCAUCCUCUGUGCUCUCAUAUAUAACAUAUGAACUUCAUUUUCUUUUUUCCUUUUUUUCCCACCACUGACCUUACCUCAAGUCCAUAUUUUCUGUUCUUAUUCCCAUUAAACCCCUACAGUGUAAUCACAUUGGUGUUGUUUCACUUGCAAUUCCCAGCUACAAACUCAGCUCUGGCCACAAAUCGUUUUCCCUCAUUAAUCCAGACAUGUGGAACUCCGACUAACAAAGCAAAGUGUGCCUCCAUGACAUCCAUGUAUUCAAACAGUAUUGAUGUUACAUCUUAAAAUAUUUCCUUGCUGCAGUGGUCAUUGUGGUGUAUAUUGAGACAACCUUACCAAACCUAAUACCCCGUGUGUUACUGCUUGCAAUUACAUCUUAACAAAUGCACCCUACUACUUAACUACAAUGAGACUUUUACUUAAUACUGCUGAGAACCAUUCCAUUAGCACAAAAUGGUUAUAUGAGGAAUUUCAUUGUUCACAUUUCUCUUCCCUUCAUGUACCAUACCAUAUUCUAGUUUAUCCUGAGCCACUAUGUUGUUAACAAACACUGUGUUAUUGUGAUUCUUUAUCUGUAAAUUAUGUUGCCUAUUUGCUAUUUGUAACUGUUUUAUGUUAUACUUUGUAGUUAGGUAGUAUCUGAAAAAAGACCUCUAUGGUCCAAUCCAUCUUACCUUUUUAGAUUGAACUAAAAUUAAUAAAAAAACAACUAAAAAUUCAUAAUUUAAUAAACUGUGUCAUUUUCUUUUGCUGUGUUGUGUAUUGCUUAUAGUGAUAACGACCAGGCACUGUAAUUCUAAUGUCUUAUUCAUUAAACAGCUGCUAAGUAAAUAAAAA
Molecule: messenger RNA, 6317 nt
Organism: Protopterus annectens (West African lungfish)
Lineage: Eukaryota; Metazoa; Chordata; Ceratodontiformes; Protopteridae
Gene: SDR16C5
Product: short chain dehydrogenase/reductase family 16C member 5
Exons: 7
Coding region: 265-1182 (305 amino acids)
Cellular component (GO): lipid droplet
Molecular function (GO): oxidoreductase activity, acting on the CH-OH group of donors, NAD or NADP as acceptor
Source: RefSeq, a predicted model, not a curated record